This is a messenger RNA of Bursaphelenchus okinawaensis, 2767 nucleotides long. Lineage: Eukaryota; Metazoa; Nematoda; Chromadorea; Rhabditida; Aphelenchoididae. The record is from the annotation of a GenBank genome assembly.
AUGUUAUUGCGGAAAUUGAACAUACAACCUUUAAUAUGUAAAGUAAGUAUCUUCUAAAUGUUUUACAUUAUAACUUAGAGGUUAUCUUCAUCUACGAGAAUUCGAAACAUUGGAAUUGUGGCUCAUAUUGAUGCCGGUAAAACGACGGUAACUGAACGUAUACUGUAUCUUUGUGGAACUACAAGAUCUGUCGGAGAUGUUGACAAGGGAAACACCGUCACUGAUUUUAUGGACUUGGAGAGAGAAAGAGGUAUAGUGUCUAUGUUAUUUGUGUUUUUAUGUUUUAGAUAUUAUAAGACUAUAUUUUCUUUGUUGUCUGAGUCUUAUAUUUAGGUAUUACCAUUCAAUCAGCGGCAGUGACAACUUUUCACAAAGACCAUAGAAUAAAUUUGAUAGACACUCCUGGACACGUUGAUUUUACAUUUGAAGUAGAGAGGAGUGUUCGUGUCCUAGAUGGAGUUGUUGUUGUUCUUGAUGGAUCUGCUGGUGUUCAAGCACAAACGCUAACAGUAUGGAAACAAGCAUCGAAGAAUAAACUACCAAGUUGCUUUUUUGUAAACAAAAUGGACAAACCUAAUGCUGAUUACGAGAUGACAAUCGACUCUAUUCAGCAGAAACUUGGUUUUGCAGGUAGGUUAUUUACGUAGGGUUUCCUCAUAUUGUAAAUUGAUAAGUUAAUACUGUCUAAUUUCUUAAUACUGACUAAUUGUCUAAUACAGUUUGAAUUAUAUGUAAAUUUUAGUUGCUCCGAUUGUGAAACCUGUUGUUAAGGAUGAAAAGCUACUCGGAUUUGUUGACAUUUUGAAUUCUUCGGUUUUAAAAAUGGAUACAGAUGAAUGGACACCAAUUCAGGUAGCAUUUUAUAAUUUUAUUGCAGUUUAGGUAUAUUACAAAAACAUUUUGAAUGCUUUUGAAUUUUUUAAGGACAAAUCUUUCGAAUCUGAUGUUGUUCAUGAGUCAAAACAAGAGUUGUACGAGAUUAUAGCUGAAAACGAUGAUUUCUUUGCGAACGAAUUCUUGUCAACGGAAAACUGUGAUAACAUAUCAAUCGAAAAUGUGAUUACAUCACUUAGAAGAUGUACAUUAUCGAACAAGAUAGGCACGCUAGCAAGUGGUACGGCUUUGAGGAAGACUCAUUCAGUGGUACCUCUACUGGACAUGAUCAACAACUACUUACCUUCACCUGUUGAUACGAACAUUGAUAUACCUGAAGAAAUAAUCACUUGUGGAAUGGUCUUUAAAGUAAGUUUUUGUGUUAGGUCGUUUUAAUAUUUUUUUAAUUUUGUUUAAAUUCAGUAAAGUUUUAUUAAAAGUUUAUAUUGUUUUAGGUAGGGCACGACAAAAGAAAGGGACAGCUGAACUUUGUGAGAGUGUAUAAAGGAGAAUUACUGCCAAAUCAUGCAAUUACUUUGAACAACACGGCCAAGGGAAUGGUAUCAUCUCACACGACGCAGCUCUUCACACCGUACAGUGACGAUUUACAAGCUAUAGACAAGGUAGAAACAGGAAAUAUAGCUGUUGUCACUGGACUGACUGGAUCAGUCACUGGAGAUACUAUCACUGUAGCAAAGAAUCAGAAGGAUGCUUUCAUUCUUCAUGGCAUCGAGUAUCCAGAACCAGUAUUCUUCUGCUCUAUUGAACCUCCAAACAUUGGCCAAGCCUUGCAGAUGGAGAGGGCUUUGGAAGAGCUUUGUAUCGAGGAUCCAUCGUUCAGGAUGAGGACUGAUGCUGAAUCUGGUCAAAUGAUUUUGGAAAGUAUGGGAGAACUCCAUAUUGAGGUUAUGAAGCACCGGCUGAAGAAAGAGUACGGGUUAGAUGUGUUCAUGGGACAAAUGAGGGUAGGUUUUCUGUUUUGUGCUUUUAUAUACUUUACCCAUAAUUUACUAUAAAAGUAUUUGCGGUAUUAGUAUCAUUAACAGUAUAACUUUAAAAUUUUAAAUUAUUUUUGUAGGUCAACUUCAAAGAAAUCCCUCAAGGCCGUAGUGUAGUCACAACGACGGUGCAAGACACAUUCGACCAGAAGCGGCCUCAGUGGUGCACACUGAAAAUAGAAUUAGAGCUGGCUCCGUUGUCUACUUCGUUUAAACGAGUAAGUUUGAUUUACCAUUAGCCAAUCUUCAAACAAGUUUAUUAUUUGGUGUAUCUUAUGUAGUGUAAUUUAUGAAUAUUUUGUAAAAUGUUACUUUAAUUCUAGGCUGAAAUUGACUUGGAGGAUUCAGAUGCACCGUUUAUCAAACGAGAAUGGCAGAACGCUAUCACAGAAGGUUGUAAGAAUGCACUCUUUAAUGGACCUGUUAUGGGAUAUCCUGUACAUGGCGUGGAAAUCAAAGUCAAGUAAGCAGUUGUAAUUUUACGUGUAGCACAUCUAUGUUUGAUUUAAAAAAACGUUUUUAGACGACUGGACAUAAGUGGAGGUCGUAUCAACUCGGCAUUACUCAGCGCUUGUGCAAGCGAUGCUGUGACCGAGGCCCUAAAGGAGAGUGGUACCUAUUUGGCUGAACCAGUUAUGGAUAUUGAAGUAGACGUUAUCGGCCAGAAAGACGGGGUCAUCUCUGUCAUUGCUAAUGAACUGACACGGAGAAGAGCUGACAUUCAAGACACCACCAACAAUAAGGUCAAGGCCAAACUGCCGUUAAGUGAGGCCGAUGGGUUGGCCAAGAGCUUGAGAUCAGUGACCUCGGGACUCUCGACCUUCCACAUGAAGUUCGGCGAGUACCAACAAGUGGGAUCUGAGAAAGUGUCAUCCAUGAGACUGCAGAGCUUUUAG